This is a messenger RNA of Mycotypha africana, 3274 nucleotides long. Its product is annotated as alkaline-phosphatase-like protein. Lineage: Eukaryota; Fungi; Mucoromycota; Mucoromycetes; Mucorales; Mycotyphaceae. Gene Ontology annotation, cellular component: endoplasmic reticulum membrane. The transcript has 8 exons. Bases 351 to 3191 code for a protein of 946 amino acids. Gene Ontology annotation, biological process: GPI anchor biosynthetic process. The record is from RefSeq and is a predicted model, not a curated record.
AGCGAAUCGCUUUUUUUGUUAUAAAUCAUUCCUUCCUUCACCCCAUACACAUUCGUUUUUAAACUAUUUAUAUUAUUAUUAUUAUUAUUAUUAUUAUUCUUUAAAAACCAAAAUGGUUUGUUACAAUUAAAUAAAAUAUACGAUAUCCCCUUUUGCUUUUUUAAAAAAAAAAAAAAAAACCAUGACAAAUCGCUUCUCCCUAAAUCAUCUCACUUCAGGAACAGCUGCAAAAUACCAACACUCAAAUGGAUUGAAAUCCCGCGAGGCUUUCCCGCGAGCCAGAAAAAAAGCGUUCGCUUCUAAAGGAAGAAAGAGAGUAAAAGGGAACCCACGACCCCGUUCCUGUCCCAAUGAGCAGCAAACGAAAAGCAAUCCACCUAAGCUUGUUGGCUUGUUUACAGCUGUUAGGCAUUGCUCUCUUCUGCAAAGGUUUCUUUCCUUAUAAGGUCUAUUUAUCAGGUUUCGCAGAUGAAGUGGUCCAUGAUGCUCCUCAGUUUGACAGAUUAGUCUUUGUCCUCAUCGAUGCCUUACGAAAUGAUUUUAUAUUAGGUGAGCAUUCAGGGUUUCAUUUUGUCAACCAACAGAUAAAGCUCGGUCGUGCCUAUCCUUUCACAGCCAAAGCAACAGCGCCUACCGUCACCUUACCUCGUAUCAAAGCCUUAACGACCGGUACCAUACCCAGUUUUUUGGAUGCUAUUCUCAAUAUUGCCGAAACAGAUACCAGUGCUUCCUUGACGCAUCAUGAUAAUUGGCUUUAUCAGUUCCGAAAGCAGCACAAUCGAACCCUUCAUUUCUUUGGCGACGAUACAUGGCUCAGGCUCUUUCCCAACGAUAUUUUUACAAAAACAGAUGGGACGACUUCUUUCUUUGUGUCCGAUACAGUACAGGUCGACUGGAACGUCACGCGCCAUAUCGAAACAGACAUCACAGUACAAGACUGGGACGCUGUGAUCCUUCAUUAUCUGGGCUUGGAUCACAUUGGCCAUCUGAGUGGACCUCAAAGUCCACUGAUGAAACCAAAGCAGUUGGAAAUGGAUAAAGCCAUUCAAUCCAUCUACGCUAUCGUGAAAGCCCAAGAUCAGAAACGCAUCCGCCCAGAGGACCCACCCUCCAAAGGCACUUUAUUGAUUGUCUGUGGGGAUCAUGGUAUGAAUGAGAAAGGAAACCAUGGAGGCUCCACCCUAGGCGAGACAUCGGCUGCUUUGGUGUUUCUCAGCCCGUCAUUUGAAGACCAACCUGCCAAAGCGCUCAUCGAUGUGAAACGACCGAUGGCGUUUGGAUAUCCAGUGAUGGAUCAAAUUGAUCUUGUGCCUACUCUGGCCACGUUAUUCGCAUUUCCUAUACCCAAAAACAGUAUUGGAAAGCUGAUUCUGGACCUUUACAAAGAGGAUAUACCCAGUAUUCUGCGACAUCUUGAACGAAAUGCGCAACAGUUAGGGCGGCUACUGGCAAAGAGUGUCCCUGCAUUUGCAAAAACAUUCGAUCAGCCGGCCCACGGGGUCGAUGCACUCACUGACUCCUUUGGACAGUUGUAUGUGAAAGCAAAACAACUCCAUCAUCAAUAUAUACAGACAAACGAGGAAAAGAGAGGAAAACAUGCUGCUGCAGCUUAUUAUGAGUUUAUAGAAGCAGCACAAGCGCAACUCGCCAACACUGCCUGUGAUUACAGUUUAAGUCAAAUGCUGAUAGGUGUUGUUUGUAUCUGUCUCACCGCCGUUGGGUUCAUUCGAUUAGCCAUGUUGCGUCCAAAGACGCUUUCUUUAUCAGCAGAGGACACUCACUCUGUCACGGACAACAAGCACCAUUGGGGAGGCAUGACCCAACGAUUCGCCAUCAUUGGCUUAAUGCUCUAUGCUGUAAGCAUGUUUGCUAGUAGUUUUGUGGAAGAAGAACAUGCUACUUGGUAUUUCUUUACACAAACAAGUACGAUGCUUGCUAUCUAUCACAGCGCUCGAUUAUCACCCUCCUCUGUUCCCUACAUUGCCGUAGAAUUAUUUCUGGUGCGUCUCACCAUCGCUUGGAACUCACUCUCCUUUUCAGACGCGACGACAUUUCACCUUUUGGCUUUUAGUCUGUUAGCCUCUGUCGUCUACAGCGCCCGUAGUUUACAAAGGCUUCAUCAUGACAAUCGAUGGGUGGAUGUACACCAAACAUCAAAAAUCAUACAAUGUAUCGUCAAGCUUAUUUUGUUCCUCAUCCUCCUGUUUCAAUCCGUGUUUGUGUUUGCGUACAAAAUACGUAGUCAUCCGGCUAUUACCAACCUACCCUCCAUUUAUAACGCCUUGCUUGAUUGGGAACUUUUACAACAAUUGACGCAAAUACAACUAGGCAGAUUGAUCUAUAAUUAUUGUGGAGCAGGCCUUUUGGGUUUGUAUGGAUUAUUCUAUGUACUGCAGCGAUCCAAAAAGAUGGAUUUCACGGAGCAAGAGGACAACGAAGGCGAAAGGAGGGUUGAAAACAAAGAGGUGGUUGAACGGAUGGAGGACAACAAAAACGAAAACAUCAGUGCAUGGAGGAAGAAGGCGGAUCAAGUCACCUCAGUCUCAGGCUUGAUACUACAGUUACUACUUUACAUGUUGACACCUGUGUUCAUUCUUCUCAGUGAUAAUCACAACGCAUUUCUGUUUUUCCUUUUUACACUACAGUUUCAAUGUCUGCUGACUUGGCAUGCCAAGCUAAAAGUACCGGUUUGGUUUACAAGUGUGUUGGUCACCUGUUUAUGUCAUACAGCAUUUUUCGCGACGGGCCAUUCUAAUUCAAUAGCGUCUGUAGAUCUUAGUAAUGCCUAUAUUGGUGUGGAGCAAUAUGAUACCCUCUUUAUUGGCAUUCUUACUUUCUGCUCAAACUGGUCAGCAAGCCUUUGGUGGUCUAUCGCAGGCUGGGCCCUGUGCGUGAGCACGACAUCGUCUACAGCGAUGACUUUGAACCAUCCUACUGACGUCAAGCGACUGGAACCAACAAAGAGCGGUGGCUGGAUGGAUUAUAUUUUAGUGCAAUGUAUUUUGUUUAGUGUUGCGUUAGCUUUCCUGUCUAUAGCUGUCACUAUUCUAAGAGAGCAUUUAUUUAUUUGGACCGUUUUCUCUCCCAAGUAUCUUUAUCAAAUAGCAUGGACUUGCUUAUUUCAUUGGGUCCAUCAAGUGAUGAUAGGCUCUCUUUGCACUCAAAUGAUGUUCAAGCAAAAAAUAGGAUAGACAGUGUAUGCAAUAAAGCAAAAAAAAAAAAAAGAAUGACAAAAUCCAUAUGAACUUUUGUACCUGGAUGUCAUCAUGCUCGC